Molecule: messenger RNA, 3688 nt
Organism: Myripristis murdjan (pinecone soldierfish)
Lineage: Eukaryota; Metazoa; Chordata; Actinopteri; Holocentriformes; Holocentridae
Gene: pak5
Product: p21 protein (Cdc42/Rac)-activated kinase 5
Exons: 12
Coding region: 151-2424 (757 amino acids)
Biological process (GO): cytoskeleton organization; apoptotic process; protein phosphorylation
Molecular function (GO): ATP binding; protein serine/threonine kinase activity
Source: RefSeq, a predicted model, not a curated record
UCCUCCACUCAGUGAUAAUAACAUGGCGCUGGCAGACACAUAACGGUGCCCAUCAUAAUCAUAAUACUACCCGUACGACAGAGCCAAAUAAACGACGGGACAUGUGAGCACUUCGAUCGGAGACACGCAGGUUUGCCAGGGUUUUCCAGCAUGUUUGGGAAGAAGAAGAAACGGCUGGAGAUCUCGGCUCCGUCUAACUUCGAGCACCGGGUCCACACGGGCUUCGAUCCACGGGAGCAGAAGUUCACCGGGCUGCCGCAGCAAUGGCAGAGCCUCCUGGCGGACACUGCCAACCGGCCCAAGCCCAUGGUGGACCCGUCCUACAUCACCCCCAUCCAGCUGGCACCAAUGAAGAUAUCUCCCAAGAAAGUCCGGUCAUCCGAAACGCCGUUGCUAAAAACCAUUGUCCGCGGGAACCGGCCACCCAAGGACGCAUCCAUCAAUGGCCUGCUGGAGGAGUUUGACAACAUCUCAGUGACGCGCUCCAACUCCCUGCGUAAAGAGAGUCCACCAGGCCCCCACCAGGCUGGUAGCAGCUCCAAAUCCCCCAGCAGUGGCCAUCCCAAUGCCCCGGAGGAGAAUGGCUUCAACCACUAUUACUCUCGCUACUCCUGUGAUCUGGACACUUCUAGCAGGGACUUCUCUCUGGAGCCUGUUAAGCCAGGUUUCUCCAUAGAUGGGGACUGGGCCAUGGGCAGGCACUAUCGCUUCCCCAAGCAGAAUGGGCACUCACACUCCAUACGCAGCCCCUUCUAUCCAGACGCCAUGCCCCAGAAAUCAGACUACCCCAAGCUGCCGCCGGACUACCACACCUACCUAGAGAGCAAAGGGCGCUCGGUUGAUGAGGUGGCCUCCACAGUGGGGAGCGGGGUGGGCUCCAGCGGCUACUACCGGGCGUCAGUGGGUGGCUCAUCCAGCCAGGACUACCGGGACACGUCAGUGGGCACGCCGUCUCGUGCCUCGCUCCACAGCGAGCAGAUAAACUACCCAGACAGCGAGUGGAGCUAUGGCGGCCUGCGGGAUGACUAUGAAAAGCGACCCAAGAGUUCCUAUGUUACUCAGACCAGUCCCACGCCGGCUAUCCGGCAGCGAUCUCGGUCAGGCUCCGGGCUACAGGAGCCCAAUAUACCUUACGGUGCCAGUGGGGCUUUCAAGAACCCUCCUCAGGCUCACCCAUACAGCUCUUAUACCUACCCCCGCCUCUCAGAGAGCCUCACCAACUCACAGACCAUAGCCAAGGGCGACUACGAGCGUCCGUCGCAGGACGGCAGUCCCCAGGUUCCGGGUGGUGACACCUACCCCCGAGGGCCUCUCAAGCUACCUCAGAGCCACACCAAGCCGCCUGGCUACCCCCCGGCACACCUGCCCUACCCCCCUGUCUUCCACCAUUACAAACCUUCACCCUACCACCACCCCCCCUCCCAGCCCAGCCCUCCGUACACUCCACAGGGGGCCUACUCGCAGCCCUCAUCGCCCUACAUCCCCCCGGGGGCCUACCCUCCUCCCUCAUGGGGCUCCAGCUCUGACACUCAGCCCUCCAGGGUUUCCCAUGAGCAGUUCAGAGCCGCACUACAACUGGUGGUCAACCCAGGCGACCCUCGGGAAUACCUUGACAGCUUUAUUAAGAUCGGCGAGGGCUCCACGGGCAUCGUGUGCAUCGCCAGCGAGAAACACAGCGGCAAGCAGGUGGCGGUGAAGAAGAUGGACCUCAGGAAACAGCAGAGGAGAGAGCUGCUCUUUAAUGAGGUGGUGAUCAUGCGGGACUACCACCAUGAGAACGUGGUGGACAUGUAUAACAGCUAUCUGGUGGGAGACGAACUGUGGGUCGUCAUGGAGUUCCUCGAGGGCGGGGCGCUCACCGACAUUGUCACUCACACCAGGAUGAAUGAGGAGCAGAUUGCUACAGUGUGUGUGUCAGUGCUGAGGGCGCUGUCCUACCUCCACACACAGGGUGUCAUUCACCGCGACAUUAAGAGUGACUCCAUUCUCCUCACCAGUGAUGGCAGGAUUAAACUGUCAGACUUUGGCUUCUGUGCCCAAGUUUCCAAAGAGGUGCCCAAGAGAAAGUCCCUUGUCGGCACACCCUACUGGAUGGCACCAGAGGUCAUCUCUAGACUACCUUAUGGGACUGAGGUGGACAUCUGGUCUUUAGGCAUCAUGGUCAUUGAGAUGGUGGAUGGGGAGCCCCCUUACUUCAACGAGCCACCUCUGCAGGCCAUGAGGAGGAUACGAGACAACCUGCCCCCACGGCUAAAAGAGUCUCACAAGGUCUCAUCAGUUCUGAGGGCUUUCCUGGACCUGAUGCUGGUGAGGGAGCCGUCUCAGAGAGCCACAGCCCAGGAAUUACUCCAGCACCCCUUCCUCAAGCUGUCGGGCCCCCCCUCCUGCAUCGUCCCCCUUAUGAGGCACUAUCGCCACCGCUGAGCUGGCCUAACUUGACUAGCCCCUGCCCUUCCCCUCCCAACCAACCUCCCCCACCCUCACCCCGAACACACACAAACCCACGCUCCCAGGGCGGUGAUGCCCCCUCACCCAGCCAAAAACACCCACCGCUUGGUGGCGCGCCACUAGAGUAACACUCACACCUGUAACCGUGACGUAGAUUAGCUAGAGGAAUAUCUAAGAAAAAAAAAAAAAACAUAACAAGACAGAGAAAAUAAGAAAAAAAAUCAUCUGCUAUUUUGAAGCUACAGUAUGAACCAGAGUAGAAGAGUGUACCGUGCCAGAGGAACUCACUAGACUGUUAGGUGUCCAGUAGAAACACGUGGGCUGGCUCGCCCUGCUGCAGUCUUCUUCUCUUCCUAGACUUUGAGUCUCAACUCCCUGUAGAGUUGUAGUAGCCAUCAACUAGAGCUUGAGUGGGGUGCGGUGAGUGGCUGACAAGAGGAGGGACCCCUGGGACUGGCGCUUUGCCCCAGACCAGAGCAGUAGAGAGCAGAACAAUCAGCGGAGAGCGGAGGAGGGAUUGACUGGUAAUGACUGAGUUACUGUAGUGUGGCUGCUGUGUUGUCACUCCAUCUGGAGGACGGGCUGCCGGUCCACCGGUCAGAGGAACCGAGCUCUCUUAUAUCUCACUUCUCUCUUCUCACACACUAACAGUGAAAAUGUAUUUUAGAGAAACUUGUAAGUUUUUCUGUACAGUUUUGAUAAUUUGCAGUAUUUUAUCGUGUCGUAACCAUUGUGAUAUGAGCAGUAUUAAAUAGAAUUCAGAGUUUCUGCAGAGAUCUUUCCUACUGUUUAUAAUCCAUUUUUUGCUUAAAGAUAUAAAAAGAUAUCCCAAAUAAACCAACCUAAACCUAACUGUUACUAAAAAUACUGAAUAUAUUUAUUAUCUUACAUUUGUAGACAGAACUUCCAUUAAAUGUUGGAAAAAAAGGGUAAUGUGAGAAUUUUGUAUGAUGUUUUAAAGUAUUUAUUUAUUUUUUGGAAUUGAAGGUUUAUUUUUUGGUAGUGUGGCCUUUUUUUUGGUUUUGUUUUGGUUUUGUUUUACAUUUCUAAAUGCGCAUCGGCAGACAGUGAUAUCGGUUGUUAUAUCAUUCAAGCAAUACCCCAGACCUAUUUAUUAAACCAUGUCCUGUAUUUAUGAUACUGUAAUUACACCACAUGUUUAAAUGUAGCACAGACUGAGUGGAUCUGACAAAAAAAAAAAAAAAAAAAAAAGAAGAAUCACCAUUUCUACUACACAGAC